GGACGCGGCGCGGUGGACCGGCUUCGUAUUAUUUUUGUCGCUCCAUCAUGCCUUGGUUCGCGGUGAUGCGCCGAGAUUGUCACUGAAUGAUGGAAACUCAAUUCCUGUUGUCGCUCUGGGCACCAGUCUCGGACAUUUGGCUAAUGCAAGGGGUUAGAAUAUUGCCGGUGAAUCACUCAUUAGCCCGUGCCGUGCAGUGGGCACUGGAGAAUGGCUACCGACACAUUGACACGGCUUCGUUGUAUCGCGUUGAGGACGAGGUCGGCUUGGGGGUGCGAAACUACGUCAGGGAUAACCAGACUGGUCGUCGUGAUUUAUAUGUCACUACUAAACUAUGGAAUGAUGCUCACGAAAGAGAUGAAGUGAUACCCGCUCUGAGGCAUUCGUUAAAUGACUUGCAACUGGACUACGUCGACCUCUACUUGGUUCAUUAUCCAAUGGCGUAUAAGAAAGACGGAAGCAUCAGCGAAACGGAUUACCUGGAAACAUGGAAGGGCAUGGAAGACGCCAAGGAACAGAAUCUGGCAAAGUCCAUUGGUGUCUCCAACUUCAAUCUGACACAGAUGCAAAGACUCUGGGACAAUUCGAGGAUCAAGCCUGCAGUAUUACAAAUUGAGGUGAAUCCGACGAUAACUCAAGAUGAGCUGGUCGAUUGGUGUAAGGAGCAUGGCGUGGUGGUGAUGGCGUACAGCCCGUUCGGAGCCAUUCUUGGGCGAAAGCAGGACGCUCCUCCCCCGCGUACCACCCACCCCACAUUGCAACGUAUUGCUACUAAAUACGGAAAGACUGUACCUCAAAUACUGAUUCGCUAUCUGUUGGACCGGAAUUUAAUACCCAUUCCUCGCUCCACAAACAAAGAGCGCAUCAUACAGAACAUCGAUGUAUUUGAUUUCAAACUAACCCCCGAAGAAGUCACUGAGAUGUCUGCAUUCAACAGCAAUUAUAGGCUCCGAGUUCCAGCCAAGUGGUACCCACAUCUGCAUUUUCCAUUUGAGAAAAAGAACUUGACUCAAGAACAAAUAUAUUACAUUAUUGAACACAGUUUAGAAGAUUAAAUGGCAAUUUCUGUAUAAAUGAC
Molecule: messenger RNA, 1078 nt
Organism: Hyposmocoma kahamanoa
Lineage: Eukaryota; Metazoa; Arthropoda; Insecta; Lepidoptera; Cosmopterigidae
Product: aldo-keto reductase AKR2E4-like
Exons: 7
Coding region: 87-1055 (322 amino acids)
Cellular component (GO): cytosol
Molecular function (GO): aldose reductase (NADPH) activity
Source: RefSeq, a predicted model, not a curated record